This is a messenger RNA of Nanorana parkeri, 2313 nucleotides long. RefSeq names its product mitogen-activated protein kinase 10 (gene MAPK10). Gene Ontology annotation, molecular function: ATP binding; JUN kinase activity. Gene Ontology annotation, biological process: protein phosphorylation; JNK cascade. Bases 504 to 1784 code for a protein of 426 amino acids. The record is from RefSeq and is a predicted model, not a curated record. NCBI's taxonomy places the organism in Eukaryota, Metazoa, Chordata, Amphibia, Anura, Dicroglossidae. The transcript is spliced from 14 exons. Gene Ontology annotation, cellular component: nucleus; cytoplasm.
UUAAAAACCAUCCCAAUGUACUGCCAUUAAUUUUAGCCUCUAUUCUCAUUCCCAUUUGGGGGAACCUUGUAGUCACCUGGCUGUCACCAGUUUCUUGUCCCAUCCCCUUCCCCCCUGCACUUGGCGUCUGGAAUGUGGGCUAGGAUAGCCACAUAGAAGCACAGCGUUUGGAGGCGCACCUCUGGAUCUAGACUCUGGUAUUGCAGAUACGGAAUGGAUGUGCCUGUGUCUGCCACUGAAAAUCAAUUCUCCAUUCCCUUCUGACAUCUCUGAAGAAUCUAGGGAUCAGAUUCAACAUACUAAGAUGUUUGCGCAAGAGAAUAUUGAACUAGACUAAGCACUGUUCAUCUUAAAGGGUAUUUAUGAGCCGGCAUUUCUUAUAUAACUGCAGUGAACCUACCCUGGAUGUGAAAAUUGCCUUUUGUCAGGUGUGUGUUCCUAACAGGUAAAACAAGGGAUUUAGUAAUCAAGUGGAUGUGUCAUAUAUUGCCAAACAUUACAACAUGAGCAAAAGCAAAGUUGACAACCAGUUCUACAGUGUGGAAGUAGGAGACUCGACCUUCUCGGUUUUGAAACGCUACCAGAAUCUCAAGCCUAUAGGCUCUGGGGCUCAGGGAAUAGUGUGUGCUGCUUACGAUGCUGUCCUUGAUAGAAAUGUGGCCAUUAAGAAACUUAGCCGACCAUUUCAAAAUCAAACACAUGCCAAACGGGCAUACAGGGAACUGGUCCUAAUGAAGUGUGUAAAUCAUAAAAAUAUUAUCAGCUUAUUAAAUGUCUUUACACCACAGAAGUCUCUUGAGGAGUUCCAGGAUGUCUACCUAGUAAUGGAACUGAUGGAUGCCAAUCUAUGUCAGGUGAUUCAGAUGGAACUGGAUCACGAGAGGAUGUCUUACUUGUUGUAUCAGAUGCUAUGUGGCAUUAAGCAUCUUCAUUCUGCUGGAAUUAUACACAGGGAUUUAAAACCAAGUAAUAUAGUUGUGAAAUCAGAUUGCACAUUGAAGAUCCUCGAUUUUGGAUUGGCAAGGACGGCUGGCACUAGCUUCAUGAUGACUCCCUAUGUAGUAACACGUUAUUACAGAGCACCAGAGGUCAUUCUUGGAAUGGGAUACAAGGAAAAUGUGGAUAUUUGGUCUGUGGGAUGCAUUAUGGGAGAAAUGGUCCGCCACAAGAUCCUCUUUCCAGGAAGGGACUAUAUUGACCAGUGGAACAAAGUGAUAGAACAACUGGGAACACCGUGUCCAGAGUUUAUGAAAAAGCUUCAACCAACAGUUCGGAAUUAUGUUGAAAAUCGACCCAAAUAUGCUGGUCUCACGUUCCCCAAACUUUUCCCAGAUUCUCUAUUUCCAGCAGAUUCAGAACAUAAUAAACUGAAAGCCAGUCAAGCAAGAGACCUCUUAUCAAAGAUGCUUGUCAUAGAUCCUGCUAAGAGAAUAUCAGUUGAUGAGGCACUACAGCACCCUUACAUAAAUGUAUGGUAUGACCCUGCGGAGGUGGAGGCGCCUCCUCCUCAAAUCUAUGACAAACAGCUGGAUGAAAGGGAACAUACAAUUGAAGAAUGGAAAGAGCUCAUCUAUAAGGAAGUUAUGAACUUUGAAGAAAAAACUAAAAAUGGCGUAGUAAAAGGACAGCCUUCUCCUUCAGGUGCAGCAGUGAACAGCAGCGAGAGCCUCCCUCCGUCCUCAUCUGUCAACGAUAUCUCCUCCAUGUCCACUGACCAGACACUGGCAUCCGACACAGACAGCAGCUUGGAAGCUUCUGCGGGACCCCUUGGUUGUUGCAGGUGACUAGCCGCCUGCCUGAGAAACCCCACCUUCUUCCGACGAUGAUGUGAUUGGGAACGCAUCCGUCUAUCUGUAUAUUUGCAAGAACAGGAAAGAAAGGAAGUAGAAAUGUCAAAUAUUUCCCUUCUAGCCUGCUUCUCCUAAAGAGUUAUGUCAUGCAGCUAAGCUCAAAUGUAUAUUUAACUUAUAGUUGCUCUGCUUUGGUCUUCUGGUUAUGCUUACUACAAGAAACAAAUGGGUUACUUCACAAACAAACAAACAAAAAUUAUCUUUGCAUACAUUAUAAUGGCUGUGAAAUCAGCAAGUUCCAAUUACCUUUUCUCAUUACAUGACAAAGAUGUGCAGUUGCCAUUCAAGCGUGUGCGUGUCCAUAUGAACGUAUGCGUGUGCUGUACGUACUUUAAUCUCAUCAGAAUCGUUUGAAUAUCCGUUCAAGAGCCUUCCAUCUUUCCAGUGGAUGGAUGUAGAUAAUUUCACACUUGUACAUCAGAUGUACUGUAUACAUGCAAGCAUAUAUGUAAUAUUAUAAAAA